Caenorhabditis sp. 36 PRJEB53466 is the source of this 1719-nucleotide messenger RNA. The record is from the annotation of a GenBank genome assembly. NCBI's taxonomy places the organism in Eukaryota, Metazoa, Nematoda, Chromadorea, Rhabditida, Rhabditidae.
AUGAUUCUACUGCUAUUGGCACUUCUCUUGCCCGUCACUUCAUAUGACUUUGCGGCGGAUUUGAAGAGGAUCAAAAAGGAGUACUAUUGUGGUAAGUUUUCAACGGUUCAUUUGUCAGCGUCUAGCAAUUUUCAGACCCUGAAUGCACCUUUAACAAAUCUGAAUUGACUUUGGAGACUAUUGCGUUUUUUCCUGAAAAGUGUACGUAUACGUGCGGAAUAAUAACUCUCAACGAAAAGUUGGAUUUGAGUGUUGCUCAACUGAAGAAGGCAUUCAAAAAGAUGCAGAAGCUGUCAGGAGGCAUCAGAAUUGAGAAUACCAACUUGACCAGCUUGUCGUUCUUAUCGAAUUCCUCCUAUUUUACCAUCAGUUGUGAACUUAGUAGGUGAUUUAUCCGCUAUUAGAAAAGCAAACAUUUCUCGUUAAUCAGUCGGCAUUUCAAUAGUGAACAAUUCGAAACUCUCGGACGCUGACGUCUUGUACGAGCUCUAUCAGUGGCCAGAAUGUCCGUUUCAAGUGGAGAACAACUCGCAAUUGGAUGUGGGCACUCUGUGUGAAAGCAGGUUUUACGAGGCAAAAGUGGGCAUGCAAGUGUAUGGUAACAAGAGAGAUUGCGGUUAGUUUCGACACUUUCAACUGAAAAAAGAACGUGAACGCUCACAGGGUGUAAAGGAGAACAAGUGAAUGAGAAAUGCACUGCUAUAUUCGGCGGCCUCAUCCUCACCAACUCUUCUCAACUUCCUGCCCUCGCCAAUGUGGUCAAUAUCACCGGGAACUUUGAAGUUCACCACUCCAACUAUCAAAAUCUGUCGUUCCUAUCUAAUUUGCGAGUGGUGAAAUCAAAAGCAGAAUUCAGAAGCCGGACGAUGAUUAUGAACAUUCACGACAACAGCCAAAUGACUCGAUUAGGAUUGAGCGCGUUGACGGUUUCCAGAAUGAUCUUAUUUCCGCGUAGAACAUUCAAUUUCAGCUUCUUAUAAACGUCGAUUCGGAUGUGUUCCCGGUGAAUUUAGAGAAUUUACACCCGGAUUUCUGUCUAACUACCAGUGAAAUGGCGCUCUUUCUCCGAAUGAACGUGAAGUUCCAGAAUGUUCAUGCGCAUUAUUGUGCAGAAGAAGCGAGUGUGGCGAGUGUUCCUAGAACAUGCAAGUUCGAGAAAAUGAGCAGUCUGGAAGAGAAUUGCAAAUGGGUACUGGGCGACGUUCUCAUCGAUUCCGGGGAUGAGAAUUACGUGGAAAAGUUGACAAAAGUCACACACAUAUUCGGGACACUCGUCAUUCGGAGCACACAACUCGAGAGCCUGGCUUGUCUGACCAGCUUGAAAUUUGUCGCCUCUUUGUCCGGCGAUUCGCGUCCUGCUAUACAAAUUCUAUACAAUAAGAGACUCGAAAACGCCACGAUGCCUAAUUUUAAGGUAGAGUGAAUUGUGAGUGUUGCUCCAAACAAAACUGUUUCAGAAAACGUUGACACAAGGAUCGAGCAACGUGCUCAUAAAGGACAAUGCUCCGAAACUGUUCGAGAAGACAUUGGAUUGCCUUCAACUUCAGGCCGCUCUGAGAACUAAUCUCACUUUUAAUGACAGCAAUUGCAGUGAGUUUCCGAUGACGCCACAUUUGUACGAUUUGAUUUCCAGAAAACUUCAACAAGACUGUAAAUGACACGUCGUCUUCGUCUCUUUCAACGCUUUUUCUCGUUUCAUUCAUCUUAAUUGAUGCCUGA